Metopolophium dirhodum (rose-grain aphid) is the source of this 2054-nucleotide messenger RNA. Its product is annotated as membrane-bound alkaline phosphatase-like. Gene Ontology annotation, biological process: dephosphorylation. NCBI's taxonomy places the organism in Eukaryota, Metazoa, Arthropoda, Insecta, Hemiptera, Aphididae. Gene Ontology annotation, molecular function: alkaline phosphatase activity. Bases 85 to 1617 code for a protein of 510 amino acids. The transcript has 9 exons. The record is from RefSeq and is a predicted model, not a curated record.
UUUUCCCAGUCAUUCGGUUUACACCGGACACGCCACACAGAUUAGUUUCAAGAAAUUGUCGUAGGUCUCUAUAGAGACGUUAACAUGAUUUCCUCUUACUUUAUGUUGCUAAUAAUUUUGUUUAUUAUUUUUGUUUACACGGUUGCUCGGACGAAACCGUAUCCAAAGUCCAAGUCAUCGAUCGAUGAUUAUUUCGCGGACAAGGGACGACCUCUACAGCAGACACGAGAAUACGAUGCACAAUUUUGGAUGAACCGGGGCAUGUCUGACCUGGGGCGUCGGCUCAAAGAGCUAGAGAACCCGAUCGUCGGUCGGGCCAAAAACAUAGUGUUCUUCUUAGGCGACGGAAUGUCCAUAGCAACUGUGACCGCAGCCAGGGUGCACAUGGAACAGUCAUCCGGCAGCGCGUUCCCGGACGGUAAUGCAUCGCUGACGUUUGAAAACUUCCCAUACACCGGAUUGGUCAGGACGUAUUGUGUCGACAAACAAGUGGCCGAUUCGGCUUGCUCGUCAACUGCUUACAUGACCGGCGUCAAGGCGAAUUCAGGCACGUUAGGCGUUUCGGGCGCCGUCCGGGAAAACGACUGCAAAGCGUCGUUAGACUCCAAAAACCAAGUUGACUCGAUAUUGCGGUGGGCUCAGGUGGCUGGAAAGUCUACUGGGAUCGUCACUACCACGAGAGUAACGCACGCGUCGCCGGCUGGCGGUUACGCUCACUCGGCUAACAGAGGUUGGGAAAGCAGUGCGCCCGACGAUUGUUUGGACAUAGCUCAACAACUGGUGACUCAAUCUCCCGGAAUUGAGUUGGAUGUAAUCCUUGGUGGGGGUCGACAAGAGUUCCUGCCGAAAAAUAUGAACGGCAAUCGAGAAGACGAUCGAGACCUUAUCGCCGAAUGGAAGGUGCGCAUGAUGAAGAACCACCGAAUAUACGAAUAUGUGAAAAACAAAACGGAACUGUCUGAUGUGAAUCUAAAAGACGUGGAUAAACUGUUGGGCCUGUUCUCCAUGAGCCAUAUGUCUUACACGGGCACCAAGGAAGUGGAGAGAGACGAGCCAUCACUUAGCGAAAUGACUAUGGCAGCUAUCAAAGUGUUGCGGAAGAACGAAAACGGAUAUGUACUAUUCGUCGAGGGCGGCAGAAUAGAUCAUGCGCAUCAUCAGAAUUUGGCACACAUGGCGUUAAGCGAAACGAUUGCUUUUUCUCGGGCUGUGGACGUAGCGGACACAGUCACCGAUCCUGAAGACACGUUGAUCGUGGUUACAUCAGACCAUUCGCACACGAUGACCAUAAACGGAUAUCCAUCCAGAGGUGACAAGAUCGUCGAGCGUGUGGACCGCGGCGGCGAAAGUUACUCAAUUUUAAGUUACGCUAACGGGCCAUCCGCCAAGUUCCACAAGUACCAGAAACAGCCAUCGAAGUACGGUGAUAAAUUCGAUCUUUACCCGUCGUUGGUGCCAAUGUCUCUGGAAACACACGGCGGUGAAGACGUGGCCGUAUGGGCUCGAGGCCCGUGGGCCCAUCUGUUCGUCGGAAGCUUCGAACAGAACGUACUGCCUCUGAUCAUGUCAUACGCGUCAUGCAUAGGUCCCAGCAAAGGAAAGUGCUCAGAUAGAUAAUAAUUUAAUAUUAAUUUUGUAUUAGUUAUUAAAUGCAGUAUUCCGCAUUUUACAAUAGUGAUUAUAUCGUGAUUUUGUGUAAUAUUGCCGUUGCUCGUUACUGUGAUGUUUGUUCAUUUUUGUACAUAUUAUUUUGUGCUCAUUUUAAGAUGACCUUUGUCAUUAAAAUAUUAUUUUACGGUUUAACAUAAUAUAUUAUUUAUUUGUUUUGACCUUGCAAUCAUUGAUCACUUAUACACCACAAAAAGUAAAUUAAUUACUAGCAGUAAUUGACAUUUAUGAUUUAUGACAUUCAUUGAUACAUUAUAAGACUAUAUAUGUAUAUGUGGUUAUUUUGUUAUUAUAACCGUCGUCGUCAUCAACAUAGAUAUUAUGUUAACAUUAGAUAUCAAGAUAUUAAAAAAAAAUAAAGCUGUGGUUUUUUUUCGAUUUGUGAA